AUGACAGAAAACGUUCGAGUCCUCCUCGUCGGCAAUGGCGGCCGCGAACAUGCGCUUGCCUGGAAACUCUUGCAAUCGCCUGCGACCGAGCACAUUUACGUGUGCCCUGGUAACGGCGGGACUGCCACGCUUUCGCCAAAGGUGACUAAUGUCACGCAUGUCAAGGACACGGACUUUGCAGGCCUUGUCCAGUUUGCAAAAGAGAAGGAAAUCAAUCUGUUGAUACCAGGGCCUGAAGCGCCGCUAGUUGCGGGCAUUGUCGACUACUUCAAAGACAAUGGACUAGAGAGCAUCAAGGCGUUUGGCCCUUCGAAGAAGGCGGCCACUAUGGAGGGCAGCAAGACGUUCAGCAAGGAUUUCAUGAAGCGCCAAAAUAUCCCCACUGCAGCCUACGAAAACUUUAGCAAGUACGAGGAUGCAAAGGCAUACCUCGACACCAUUUCGCACUCGGUGGUGAUCAAGGCCUCGGGCUUGGCAGCUGGAAAGGGUGUUAUUAUACCGCAGAGCAAGGAAGAAGCACAGGCGGCGCUCAAAGACAUUAUGCUAGAUCGCGAGUUUGGCGCUGCAGGCGACGAAGUCGUGAUUGAGGAAUUCCUCGAGGGCGAUGAGCUGUCCAUCCUCACAUUCAGCGACGGCCACACAAUCAAGUCGCUCCCGCCCGCACAAGACCACAAGCGCAUCUUCGACAACGACCAGGGCCCCAACACAGGAGGCAUGGGCACGUAUGCGCCCACACGUAUUGCGCCCCGCGACGUUCUCGACCGCAUCGACAAGGAGAUUCUCCAGCCCACAAUCGACGGCAUGCGCAACGAGGGUUUUGAGUUCAAGGGCGUGCUCUUCACGGGCUUGAUGAUGACCAAGGAUGGUCCCAAGGUCCUAGAAUACAACGUCCGCUUCGGCGACCCAGAGACGCAGAGCCUGCUCGCACUCAUGGAGGGCGACCUCGCCCAAGUCAUGGUGGCAUGCGCAGACGGGCGCCUGCAAGAUGUCGAUGUAAAGGUAUCUGACCGUUCGGCUGCUACCGUCGUAGUCGCAGCCGGCGGCUACCCAGGCAGCUAUGCAAAGGGCACAGUCAUGACACUGGAUCCCACACCUGAAGACGUCGUGCUCUUCCACGCAGGCACUUCCUUCUCAGACAACACGCUCAAGACAUCGGGAGGCCGUGUCAUUGCAUCGACAGCCACAGCACCCACGCUCGAAGAAGCAGUCGCAAAGGCCUACGAGGGCGUCAACUGCAUCCACUUUGACGGCAUGCAGUUCCGCAAGGACAUCGCGGGCCGCGCUUUGAGAAAGUAGCUGAACGCGCGGUUUCUGGCGGCGAGCAGGAUCGAGACUGGAAUUGAAUUGGGCGUUUUUUUUUUCUUUUUCUUCUUCUUCUUUAAGAAAGCAAUUAUGGAUUGGGGUUCAUAUA
Molecule: messenger RNA, 1411 nt
Organism: Exserohilum turcica Et28A
Lineage: Eukaryota; Fungi; Ascomycota; Dothideomycetes; Pleosporales; Pleosporaceae
Exons: 2
Coding region: 1-1296 (431 amino acids)
Biological process (GO): purine nucleobase biosynthetic process
Molecular function (GO): metal ion binding; phosphoribosylamine-glycine ligase activity; ATP binding
Source: RefSeq, a predicted model, not a curated record